AUGUCGUGUGCGGGCGGGCCGCGCGCUGCUGCCGCCGCCGUUGCCGCGCGCAGCCUCUACCGGCGGGUGCUGCGGCUGCACCGGGCGCUGCCGCCCGCGCUGCGCGCGCUCGGCGACCGCUACGUGCAGGAGGAGUUCAGGAGGCACCGGGCGGCCGGGCCCGCCGAGGCGCAGCGCUUCCUGCGGGAAUGGGAGAACUAUGCAGCACUGCUACAGCAACAAAUACAUGAAGACAGACAAAACCCGAGAGAAAAGGCUGUGUUUGGAGUCCAGCUUACAGAAGAGAAGCUUAAUGACUUCCGUGAUGAGCAGAUUGAACAGCUCAAGGAACUGAUGGAUGAGGCUACUAAACCUCAUAAGCAAUUCUCCAUUUCUAAGGACUCAAAAUACAAGAGCUAAAGGGUUUUCAGAUUUGCUGUAGUGUAUACAGAAGUAUUUCGAAACUUCCAUUUUUGGUUGGACUAGAAUGCAUUUCUGUGGAGUAAUGAGAGACGGUGGUGCCGUAACUGCCUCUGGAUACCUGGCUUUUUCAGCAAGGAUGAAUGUUCAUAACAAUUUUCUGUUAAUUGCAGCAUAUUUCCUCCUAAUGGAAGGCAGAAGACUUGAAAAUUUUGGUAAAUGGAAAAGUAAAUCGAUAUUAUAGAGAUCUUCAUUUUUAAUCUUAGCACCCAGAAGUGGUCAUCUGUGUAUCAUUCUCUAUUUCGAUGAAAAAGCUGCAACUAAUAUUUAUUUUCUCAUGUGGAUUCAGUAGACAGAGGGGGAAAAGUAUAAUAAAGUGUGUUCAUUUUGGUGGAAGGAAGCAAGCAGUAUUAGAAGAAUAAGCUGAUUUUUCUUCUUGAGCUUUAUUGUGACACGGACUUCAAAUUAAAUAGUUCGUUAUUAAAAUCAUUGUGAAGGAAUCACUGGUUUAUGAAGUAAACUCAGCAAAAACAUGUUAUUUUUGCAGAUCAUUCCUAUCUCAUCUUUUCCUAAUCCACGCAUUAGCUCUUUCUGUCAUAGUAUCCAAAAGAUCUUUAAAAGCUCCAUAUUGCACACUCAUUGUUUUACACAGACUAGAAUUUACAGUCUCUAUAAUCACAGAAAGUGGCCUGUUCAUUAUAUUGUAUAGCAAGUAUCAGUGAUUUAUAGGUAACACAUGAGGUUAACCUUCMUCAGGAAAAGGAGUGCCUGUUAUACUCGGGUUGUGGUAUCUAAAAAAAGUCCUACUCUUUUAGGCUAAGGAAAAACACCCCCCUUUCUGUUUCAAAUACAGCUUUCAUUUCAUUUUUAUGCCCYGGUUUUAUAUUAUUAUUCUUGUUCCAUUUCUGGACCUCUCCCUGUCKGUUACCUGUGGAGUGUUCAAGACAACAUCAUUUCCUCCCUCUUGGGGGACAACAGCCUUGCCAAGGCAGCCCAUUGCCGGAGUCUCGGCCGGUAGCAACACGCUCCUUGCCGGGGCUGCAUCC
Molecule: messenger RNA, 1445 nt
Organism: Nothoprocta perdicaria
Lineage: Eukaryota; Metazoa; Chordata; Aves; Tinamiformes; Tinamidae
Gene: SDHAF3
Product: succinate dehydrogenase complex assembly factor 3
Exons: 2
Coding region: 1-399 (132 amino acids)
Biological process (GO): succinate metabolic process; mitochondrial respiratory chain complex II assembly
Cellular component (GO): mitochondrial intermembrane space; mitochondrion
Source: RefSeq, a predicted model, not a curated record